CGUCUCGGUUUCGAGGUUACGUAUUGUAAAAUCAAAAUAAAGAGAAAAAAAAUGAUGACUUCGUUAACUGGGCGAAUUUUUGUCAAUAGUGCCAGCAUUUUAAAUGGUUUAUACAAAUCACAGUCAUUUACAAAAUGCAUUCGACAAAUGCAUUUAUUAACAAAUCAACCGCCUAUGGUUAUAUCACGCGUAGCAACACUUACAUCAAUACAAAAUCCAUGUUCUGCACUGAGUCCAAUUGUUUACAAUCCCGUACGAUUUAAAAAGAACAAACGCAGCAGCAAUCGAGAUGAGGAGGAAAAAGAUGAGGACAGUGAUGCAGAAGACGGUGAUGGGGAUCUUAGCGAAUUUAAAGAGGGUGACAAAUCAGAUAGACAUCUUGCUCAAGUCAAAGUACAAACGUUACGACUAGACACUGUGGUCAAAGCCGGUCUUGGACUACCCAAAAGGAAAAUUGAGAAAUUAUUCUACGAGAGCAAAAUUCGAAUCAAUGGCAAAAAAGUUGCCAAAAAAUCGAUGGAUAUUCUAAAAGAGUGUGAAAUUGACGUAAUCAAAGGACCCAGCCCCGAAAAUCCGGACUUUUUGUUAGUUAGUCGCAUCGAAAUUCUUCAAGUGAAAGCGGAGGGAUUAAACUUCGUCCUAACGAUUCGUCGUAACAAAAACCUCACAAUCGAAAACUAUGAAUAGUCAUUAAUUUAAAGAAAAAUGUGUACAAUUUAAACAUUGAUUUGAAAUUCGAUAUCGAAAUAAAUGCGUGAUAUUUUUUUAUUGGCGCAAAUUUUUGGUUAAAAAAAAACCAUACCUAUAGUAUGAAUUGCGGUGUUAAACCAAACAAAAGCUCAUGAUACUUGGUGACAAUGGCAGCGUCUCUGUUGAAAAUAGACGAAAAGAAAAUUAUGACUUGAAUCAAUUGUUAAGAAAUGAUAAUAAUUGUAUCAGUACUUAUAAUUUGUUGACAAAUGCAUUAGCUUCUUGAGAAUUGGUGGUGCCAGCCAUGGAUUGAACGCACGAAUGUGUGUAACAUACCCGAAAACGAUCGGAAAUACAAUAUGAAUAAUUUUGAUUUUGUCCAAUGGGAUCCAUGUCACAAAUGAUUUGAUUUGUUCGUAGUAGAGCUUCCAAUAAAUUUCAAUGAUGGUAAUGGCCGUAUGAGAGAAAAUCGAUUGAUCGGGAUACAAAUAGAAAACAAGACCGCACAGCAAUGAAGCCAGCUUAUUAUCUUUCUUCGAAACCUCUUCACUCAAAUAGAUGUUACGACGACUCAACCAACAAUUUAAAAACUGAAAUCGAUAUUGAUUAGAUAGAAAUUGAAAAUAAUGAUAAAAAUUUUCUUUCCGAUAGUAAUCUAGAGCAUACUCUGUAAAUUCCCACGUAACCAACUAAAAACAGCACCAAAUUCCAGUUUAACCGUUUAAAAAAGACUUCGAAAAAUUUUAACGGAUUCUUCAAUAUUAAGCUAUAGUUGUAAAUGAUAUUCCGGGCAAUCUCCAAACCAAGACCAAACUUGAAGAACUUUUUUAUACCCUUGGACAAUGACAAUGGCAAUUGAAUUGAAAUGUUAACGAAUAUUGAUUGAGAUAUUUUUGUUUUGUUUUUUAAGAAUUAGUAUGAAACUCACUUCAUAAAUGUAAGAGUCACAAUUCAUUUCAUGUGCACAGCAUUUGAUUUGUGAGCGAACAAUGGGCGAUAGUUUAUCCAUGUAUUGACUCUCUUCGUAGAAUUCAUGAUAGUCGGUCUUUGGUUUUAGCGGUUGGGUCAACCAAUAAAAUCGACCGCUUCGAUUCUCUCUCAAUCCAUGCAUCAGCGUUGCAUUCAACAGCAUGAAUGCAAUUGUAAUUGCCCAACGGGAAUUACGCAAAAUUCGAAAAAUAUAAAAAUCACCACGCAAAAGUGAAACUUGGAACGCCUAGAUUUAAUGAAAUUCAGUGGAUGAAAACCGAUCAUAAGAUGCUUGUUGAAAAUUAAAUCGAAAAAUGUAAGAAAAUAAAUAAAUAUGACAAGAAAGGAGAGUAAGAUAUCACUUACAACUGUUGACAGACCAUGAGCAUAAUGGUAAUUGGCGCGUUCAGCUAAUACCCAACUGCUAAUAAAUGCACCCAAACCAGAUGGAACGGCCAAAACAGUCGGAUAGUAGAAGCAUCCAAAUAAUUUUCUUCAAAAAAUAAAACACAACGGUUUUUUAUCUGA
This is a messenger RNA of Sitodiplosis mosellana (orange wheat blossom midge), 2187 nucleotides long. RefSeq lists its product as uncharacterized. NCBI's taxonomy places the organism in Eukaryota, Metazoa, Arthropoda, Insecta, Diptera, Cecidomyiidae. The transcript has 3 exons. Bases 52 to 687 code for a protein of 211 amino acids. The record is from RefSeq and is a predicted model, not a curated record.